AUGAGUUUUGAUGGCAGGAUUCCUCUUCAUGCAAUGUCUAGAAUGAGUCGUGAGAUAAUUCCUCCCCCACUAGAUGCUUCCAAUACUCUGUAUGUUAAGGAGUUUCCUUCUGACAUCACUAAGAGAGAAGUGGCUCUUAUUUUCUUGCCAUUUAAGGGUUUUGAAGAAUUAAGACUUGUGAGUAAGGAGUCCAGACAUCGUGGUGGAGAUCCUUUUAUCCUUUGUUUCGUGGAUUUCACCAAUCCGGCCUAUGCAGCAACGGCUUUGAGUGCCUUGCAAGGCUAUAAAAUAGACGAGCAUGAUGGAGAUUCUGUCUGCUUGCGACUGUAGUUCUCGAAGAAGCCAGGCCCAAGGUCCGCCUUUGGCUCUGGGCCUCAGUCUUGUGGGAAGAGGUAG
Rhododendron vialii is the source of this 396-nucleotide messenger RNA. Its product is annotated as RNA-binding protein 2-like. NCBI's taxonomy places the organism in Eukaryota, Viridiplantae, Streptophyta, Magnoliopsida, Ericales, Ericaceae. Gene Ontology annotation, molecular function: mRNA binding. The record is from RefSeq and is a predicted model, not a curated record.